Pollicipes pollicipes is the source of this 610-nucleotide messenger RNA. RefSeq lists its product as uncharacterized. Lineage: Eukaryota; Metazoa; Arthropoda; Thecostraca; Pollicipedomorpha; Pollicipedidae. The coding region runs from base 143 to 451 and encodes 102 amino acids. The record is from RefSeq and is a predicted model, not a curated record. The transcript has 2 exons.
GAGCGUGCGCCGUCGGCUGCGCGCCUUUUCGCCGGAGCUGGGCGCGCUCGACACGUCCGAGUGCCUGCAGAAGGAGCUGUGCGACGCGCUGCGCCAGGUGGAGGCGUCGCCGUUCCGCGACAGCUUCCUGCUCUACUACGCCAUGCUCUCCCCGGACGUGGCAGAGAACCCGUGGAUGCAGCAGGCGCUCACCGCAGCCAGGAAACGCAGCUGUCGGCUCUUCUACUGCAAGCCGACCGACUCCGCCAGCCCGUCCCACGCCGACCUGGAGAGCCCGCUCCAGCCACACACGAACAGCUCGCGAUACCUGGACGCCAGCAGGGAACACCGGCUGCGCGCCGCGCGAGACGAAGACAACUCGCCUCAGCUCGACGCGAAGCGCUCACUCCACACCGGCACGAACAGCUCACUGCCUGCCGAAGCGGCAUCCAACCCUCCUCUCGGAACAUAGGACGCGAUAUGCCCUAGUGGUUAUAAACGCUCUGAGCAAGGGUCAAACAUGAGGGCAAGGACCUCCAAGGGGUCGCUGGCCGAUGGCCAGCCGCAGAGUCUGGCUGGUGUGCGUCUGAAUGAGCUGCGCUCAGAUUCCCUCUGCAUGCCAUGUCAUGCU